GGGGCCGGCCGGGGUCGGAGGUCACGGCGGCGUGGUUACCCGGAAACUGCCGCGGCCCAGAGCUGGAGCCGGAACCGGAGCCGGAGCGGCGGCCGCGACCUGGGCCUGUCAGCGUCCCGGGGCCCCGGAGCGGAGCGGGGAGCGACAGCCAGGAGCGGGCCGGGGGGAGAAUGGUGCAGAGGGGCCCGGCGCCCGCCCCGCUGCCGCCGCCGCCGCUGCUGCGUGUGAGCGCGGCCCGUUAGCGGAGCCUCCCGCCCGGCCCGGCCCGCCCGCCUACCCGGCGGCCCGCCUGCGGAGGGUGGAACUAAUGAGGAUGAUGUUGAACAUCAAUCCCUUGGAGAACCUGAAGGCCCAUAUCAGCAGCCGCCCUCCCCUCGUCGUCUUCAUGGUCAGCGUGAGCGCCAUGGCCAUCGCUUUCUUGACCCUUGGCUAUUUCUUUAAAAUAAAGGAGAUCAAGUCACCAGAAAUGGCAGAGGACUGGAACACUUUCCUUCUGAGGUUUAACGACUUGGACUUGUGCGUUUCGGAGAAUGAAACCUUAAAGCAUCUUCUGAACGACACGGCCACCUCAGAAGCUGCAGUGACCGGUGGGCAGGCCCGGUCAGCCACCCAGGCCCCUCAGGCUCUCGAGGACUCCGGCCCCACCAACAUUUCUGUCGCCAUCACUCUGACCCUGGACCCACUGAAACCCUUCGGAGGCUACUCCCGCAAUGUCACACACCUCUAUUCCACCAUUCUGGGCCAACAGAUUGGGCUUUCAGGUAGAGAAGCCCACGAGGAGAUCAAUAUCACGUUCACCCUGCCUGCGGCUUGGAACUCCGACGACUGUGUUCUCCAUGGUCACUGUGAGCAAGUGGUCUUCACUGCCUGUAUGACUGUCACCGCUGCCACCAACGUCUUUCCUGUUACCGUACAACCACCACAUUGCAUUCCUGAGACCUACAGCAAUGCCACACUUUGGUACAAAGUCUUCACCACCGCCAGGGAUGCGAAUACGAAAUACUCCCAAGAUUAUAACCCUUUCUGGUGUUACAAAGGAGCCAUCGGGAAGGUCUACCACACUUUAAACCCCAAGCUCACCGUCAUCGUGCCGGAUGACGAUCGGUCCUUGAUAAACCUGCAUCUCAUGCAUACCAGCUAUUUCCUCUUUGUGAUGGUGAUUACGAUGUUCUGCUACGCCGUCAUCAAGGGCAGACCAAGCAAACUGCGACAGAACAAUUCGGAAUUCUGCCCAGAAAAGGUGGCUUUGGCUGAAGCCUAGUCCCGUGAGUCCCCUUUUCUGAGCGACCGAAAGAGCCGCCAUCGUUGCCUGCUGAGCCCGGCCUGGAUCUGGACGCUCUGUGAAUAUAUUAUCUGGCAAUGUUGGGUUAUUCCAACCAAAGACGUUUCAAGUGCCUGUUCAUUGAUUUGUACAUAUUUAUAAAAAAGAAAAAGAUCUAUUCAGCAGCUGGUCAGAUGAUGCCCUCGCUCUGCACCUGGGUGCGAGCGGAACCUUUCAAUCUUUUACCUGUGGACUCAGCCCACCCGCCUUUGUGUAAGUGUGCCACGCCUGGAGGCGAGACCACGGCCGGAGGCCUUGGCAAAUGUCUCAGAGGACACAUGUCCCUUCAGAGGUGGCUUAGCUUUGGUUUUUGGCUUGGCCCGGCAGCAGCAGGCGUCCACUGGUGUUUGAGCUUUUACACCCCUUCCAUAGGAUAGCCCAUUUCCGAAGCCACUGAUCCGGGGCCUGGGGUCAGUGUGUUCUUUGUGGCUUCAUAAGGGUCGCAACAACAGUAGUAAUAGCUGUUCUCCACUUUGCUCUUUGCUUGCAAGGAAAGAUACCCGUCUCUCUUAGGGUUCUUCUUUUUCUUUUUGAAGAAAAACUAAACUACAUAUUCACAUGUUAAUAUUGCUGUAGUUAGGACAAACUCGUGCUUUUAUCCUGAGUAAAACAAACAUUUAAAAGGUGAAACCCUCUCGGAGUCAUCCCCAGGUUAAGUGCUAAGUUUCAUUUUCAUGUGUGGACUGUGGAUGGACGUGGCCUUGAGGGCUCCGUGGCAGGAUGCUUCCCAGGGGUUUUUUCCUUCCUUUCUUGGCUUUUUUCUCCUUUAAAAUGAAAAAGCAGCUUCCUUGUGCCAGGGAGCAGAGCCAUGUCCCACUCUGGCCUGAGGGGCAGAGAGGAAGUCUGGGGGACUGACCAAAGCAAGAAGAAAACAAGCCAAGAUCCUCCCUCCUCGUUUUCAUCCCAGGCAUCUUCAGGAAGCAGAAUAGGUUGCACCACCACAGCCCCGCUUGUGGGAUCUGGAAAUGGAGGCCAGCGGCUGGUCACUUGUCUUCCCAUCUUGCUUAUCCCAUGAUUCUGUGACUGUCUCAUUUCUUCUCUUGAUUUUCCUUCUCAUGGUGGUUUGAUUCUCCCCCUCCCCCCUUUUUAAAGAAUUUGUAUUACCUUUUCUAAUACCUGGCUCUUACGGUUCUUCUUCACCUGGUCUGCAAGAAGGGAGAGCAUUUUGUAAACUCCCCCACGUCUGAAAUGGGGCUGUCUUGAUGACCCUUCAUCUUUAAGGACCUUGUACGUCUUGCUUUUGGCCAUCCAGUUCAGGCCUUGCAGAUAGCAGCCCGUGUUCUUCCCUUUCAUGGGACCUGGAGACACUAGACCGCAGACUCCCCUAGAUGGAAAGCUGCUGCAGGCCUUCCCUCAGAAGCCUGGGAGGCAGGCCCCCCCAGGGACCUGGCAUUUCAGCGUUUCUCUCGAGGACGUUUCAAGCACAACAAUCCUAUUUUUCUGAUGGUGUUUUUUUCUGUGUGGUCUUUGUUGCUGACGUGACGCAUGGGUAACAUAUUGAAUGUAGUUUUCUUUCUGGAGCCCUUGAGCCCCAGACAGGAGCAGAUUUGGAAAUCACUUGGGCUCAGUUUCCCAAAAUGUCUUAUACGAAGAGGCUUCCAGAUCUUAGCUGAAGCUGCUACUGACUUAGAAUCCUGAUGAAGUGAAGCGGUGUGAAUAGAUUUAUAGCUGGGGGGGUGUCUGUCUGUGUCCAUGUGUGUGUGCGCGUGUGUGUGUGUGAGUAGGGGAUACAGCUGAAAAACAAUUCUUUUUCCUGAUUUGUUCUGCUCUCAGCUCGUCAUGUAUAUAUAUGUUGCUGAUCCUUGAUGUUUUAGUUGAAGGGAGUGGGGUUGGAUGGGGAACUGAUAGCCAAGGGAAGAAAUGAAGUCAAGAAUGGUGCUAGAAAGUGCCAAAAAUGCCCCAAGAACAUACCUUAGCUUAUGGUAAGAUUGGAAAAUAACAGAUCUUCAUCAUUUAGUCAUGCAAGCAACUGUCAGCAGGCAGAGGCCCAAAGUGUAGCAGGUUGGAGAAGACGUGCCACUGAUGUAUGUGAAAGGCAGGGAGAAGAAGCCACUCCUGGGCCAGGAUCGAGGUCUUGAGAAGUAGAGCAGCUUCCUUGGAAGGCUCCCAAAGUCAAGGGCGCCAUUCCUACCAGAGGAUUGGCUUUCCACGCUGGCCUGUCCUCCUCGGGACUUGAUCCGGGUCUGUCUGUGGGUGUUGGGGUUGGCUGUGCCCCCCGAGGGCUCCUUGGCCUGGCUCUGAUGCGUCAGACGGAAGGUCAAUGACAUAAACGGUAGAGUGGUUGUUUCAGAUCAUAUUGAUCUCUCCUUUUCGUCCCCCUUCACCAUAUGACUUGAAUCCGUCUCGAUUCUCUUGGUAAGUGUUUUUUUUCCUGUAGUUAGUGCGUCCCGUAGAGUCAGCCUUGGCUGUUGGCCCUCCUUCAGGUCUCGGCUGAGAUGGCCCAGGGAUCCUGUUCACUUCUCUUGUUGCAUGAUCCGGUAAUGGCAUUCUCUGCUAGGUUAAUUUUCUGUGUUUGUAAGACAUGCAUAUAUGCUUUACACAAUAAAAACAUCAGCGUUUA
Dromiciops gliroides (monito del monte) is the source of this 3881-nucleotide messenger RNA. RefSeq names its product transmembrane protein 248 (gene TMEM248). Bases 308 to 1261 code for a protein of 317 amino acids. The record is from RefSeq and is a predicted model, not a curated record. The transcript is spliced from 7 exons. NCBI's taxonomy places the organism in Eukaryota, Metazoa, Chordata, Mammalia, Microbiotheria, Microbiotheriidae.